Ustilaginoidea virens is the source of this 408-nucleotide messenger RNA. RefSeq lists its product as uncharacterized. NCBI's taxonomy places the organism in Eukaryota, Fungi, Ascomycota, Sordariomycetes, Hypocreales, Clavicipitaceae. The transcript has a single exon. The record is from RefSeq and is a predicted model, not a curated record. The coding region runs from base 1 to 408 and encodes 135 amino acids.
AUGCGCAUCGCAUCGCAUCGCAUCGCAUCGCAUCGCGCUCGGGGCUGCACUGCAGCACUCCCGGGUGGCAUGGGCACCAUCCCCCGUCGUUGGCUUGCUUUUGUCUGCCGCGUCGCGCUCGCGCUUCUCGAUCCUCUUGGUUGGGAAGCUGCGCUGCGGGCCUGCGUCGGUGUCGAUAUGGGCGUGCCCGCUCCGUACAAACCUCGAGAUGAGCGACUGCGUGACGAGAAAUUGCUGUUCCCGUCGCAUUGUGCAUGGGGGAUGGAUGUUGAAAUUGCGUUGCCGCAGCCACGUUGUCUGCCUGUCUUCCUCUCUUGUUUGCUUUCUUGCUUCCUUGCUUCCCUGCUCUCCGGAAAGGGCCGGGGUGCGUGCUUGCUUUUGUGUGUCUUCGGCGGCCGCAAAGUCUAA